Molecule: messenger RNA, 444 nt
Organism: Laccaria bicolor S238N-H82
Lineage: Eukaryota; Fungi; Basidiomycota; Agaricomycetes; Agaricales; Hydnangiaceae
Exons: 5
Coding region: 1-444 (147 amino acids)
Source: RefSeq, a predicted model, not a curated record
AUGGACGAGCUCUUACUAUCAAGCGUCAACGUUAAGAUCUUACGGCGCAAGCCUGUUGGCUCUUUGUUCAACCCCGAGUUCUCGCUAAUGCGCUCUCCUGGAUUUUUUACUACCGCAACCGCCAUCCAGCUCCGACAGAUCCAUGACGAACCGGACGAGGGUCACGCUGAGUUGACCCCGACUUCAUACUCAGACGGGCCAAGCCAAGUCGACGUCCGCGUAUCUGAUCGCCGACUCACGGUAGCUCACGGUUCUAGCUACGAGCUCAGGGGUUGUCUUCUUCAUCAAGGACGUCAGACUUCAACGAACCCGGAUUACUCGCGCAUACACCGACCUUCGUCUUGGUGCACUCACAACCUGGUUGCGAACAAGUCCAACCUAGAGGAACUAGAACACGUCGCUGGGUCCAUGUACAUGGGCCGUUCGGAGAGUCCUGACGGAUAG